This is a messenger RNA of Anisakis simplex (herring worm), 1734 nucleotides long. Lineage: Eukaryota; Metazoa; Nematoda; Chromadorea; Rhabditida; Anisakidae. The record is from the annotation of a GenBank genome assembly.
AUGCAUCGUCAUUGUUGUCGUCGAGGAUUUGGCAAUAUGUCUACACAACGAAGUGAUCAGCUGAAAGUGUCAAUUGGGAAUAUGAGCGGCAGCAGCAGUGAGAAAUUCACGAAAGUAUUGGUGAGUGGGGAUGUUAACGGGCGUUUUGAACAGCUUAUUAAGCGAGUGACAAAUGUGAAUAGAAAGAAUGGUCCAUUUGAUGUGCUCAUCUGUGUGGGAGAGUUUUUUGGUGCAAACGAGGAAAGAAAUGAAGAUGUGGUCAGUGGAAAGGUGGAAUUUCCGAUCAAUACUUACAUUCUGGGUCCGUGCUGCCCGUCGACAUCGGCUUAUUACCCAGAAGAAAGUGUGGAAUUUUCGUCGAAUCUGACGUAUUUGGGCAAGAAAGGUGUGCUGAAUACAACUACCGGCUUGAGAAUAGCUUACCUGAGUGGUAUCGAGGCAGCGCAGUCGAACGCGUUUCAAUUCACAGCAGAUACGGUCAACGAGUUGUUGUUACCGAUCAAAGUGGAAUCGGGAUUCUUGGGAGUGGACAUUUUACUGACGUCGAUGUGGCCAGCACAGGUAUGGAAGCAUUCCUCGAAUCAUCCAUCACAAGAGGUGAACGGAAGCCGUCUGAUAUCGAAAUUAGCGACUGCGUUGAAACCGCGUUAUCAUUUCGCUGGAAUGGGAAUUCAUUAUGAACGAGCUCCGUACAGGAACCAUCGAGUGUUAUUGGAAGCAGCACAACACGUGACACGUUUCAUCGGUCUGGCUGCCGUGGAUAACGCCGAGAAAGAGAAGUGGUUAUAUGCGUUCUCGAUCAAGUCAAUGCGACAAAUCAGCAAUCGAAGCGAACUAACCCAACAACCACCGAACACAUCCGAAUUUCCGUAUAUGGAAAUCAUUGCGGACUUCAUUCUUGAAGAAAGGGCGGAAACUCAGAAGCGAGAGAAUGAAGCACGACAAGGGCAGUUUUUCUUCGAUAUGUCUUCGGAAGGGAUGGAGGAAGACACGGUCGAUCGUGGUGGAAGGAAGCGUCGCCAUCCGAGGGAAGAGAUGCCUCGAGAGGCUCGUGUCCAGCAACCGUGCUGGUUCUGUUUAUCGAAUGUCGAUGUGGAAAAGUAUUUAAUUGUUGCGGUGGCUAACCACUGUUACGCAGCAAUGCCAAAAGGACCAUUGAACAAUGAUCAUAUAAUGAUUUUAUCAAUUGGUCAUAUACAAUCGCUAGUGGCAGCACCGCAAGAGGUGCGUGAUGAAAUUGAGCAAUUCAAGAAAGCGUUCACGUUGAUGUUCAAUAAGCAAAAUAAGGUCAUAGUGGCAUUCGAGCGAAAUUAUAAAACGCAACAUUUACAGUUACAAAUCGUCGCUAUACCAAAGUUGUGCUCAAAGGCGUUGAAGAGUUCAUUCUUGAAUGCGGCACAAUUGAAAAAUAUCGAAUUGACGUUUAUGGAGCCCGAACAGCAGAUUUGGGACAUGGUCAACGAAGGAUGUCCGUAUUUCUACGUGGAAUUACCGGAUGGAUCGCGUUUAUUUUCGUUAUCGAUGCGCAAUUUCCCGUUGCAGUUUGGACGAGAGGUGCUGUGUGGAAGUGCACUGUUGAAUUGCGAAGAAAAAGUGGAUUGGCGCGGUUGCGAGAUGAAACGAGACGAGCAAGCGGAAUUGGUUAAACGACUGCAGAAUUCAUUCAAGGAGUUCGAUUUCACGGAUGAAGGUGAUAGCGAUGGUGAUGGCGAUAGUGGCGGUGAGGAGAAAUGA